UCUGACGUUUCUCAUAGUACGUUAAAAACCGUGAACCGUGCCGUACAUCAAAAAAGACCAAUCCGACCAGAUCUCUAGCGCUUCCUGCCUUGGUACGAUGAGAAAAAAACCCGUAGCAACGCACGGGUAUUCAGCUAGUUAAUCUCAUACGGAAAUUGCCUAAUAAUCCAACAUAAGCAUCCCCCAUCCCCUACUCCGACCCACAGUGCCCGUUCCUCCGACUCAGGCCAUGGAUGCAGGCAGCUCCAACUCCGCGUAUCGCAAGCGCAAGCGCGACCUCAACGCCAACGGAGGGCCCUCUAGCCCCGAGUCGAAGCGGCGCCUUUUCCCCGCGGACGUCGCCGAACCCAACCGCCGCGCCGCCAAGGUAGCCAAGAUGGAUCUGUCGCCUAACGAACUGUUGCUCCUGGUCAAGCAAGCAACAGACCUGGCCACUGCCGCCUCGGCAACAUGGCGGCUCUACGCGAUGAGGCAGAGGAGGGGGUACGGCGAGCUCGCGCCCCUUCUGGAGUUCCAGAGCCAUAUAUCUGCGAUGCGCGCCAAAGCAGCGGAGAUUCGUGCUAACACAGCCGGGUGGCCUACGGUGGAGAUGCAACCUGACCUGUCCGGCCCCGCGAUGGCCGACGGGCAGCUAGCCGGCGCCAGCCUCCCACCUAGUCUGAACGAGAGCCACGAGAUCCGCGUUCAUGGCGACGUCGGAACCGCGCCGCGUGCUGUCGCCGAAGCAGGUUCUGGCAGCGCAGAGUAGUUCUUCUGCCUAAGCUGGUCCUUAUCAACAUGUAACUAGUACUCCCCAGUAGCAAGUGUAGAGUUUUUUUUUUUUGCGAAUAAUAUCAAGUGUAGAGUUAGUGCCCCUUUUGGUGAUGGAUUCAGGAAUUCAGACUCCUCGUAGCAGCAGCCUCCCUGUUUCGAGAACUACCAGUUCUGAAUCUCUGUUGCUUUUGUGCAAUUAUUGUAUCUCUGGCACGAGAUGAUGGUUAAGCUCAGGACACCGGAUUGACUGAUAUCUUUCCCAUAUGCCAA
Lolium perenne is the source of this 1023-nucleotide messenger RNA. RefSeq lists its product as uncharacterized. NCBI's taxonomy places the organism in Eukaryota, Viridiplantae, Streptophyta, Magnoliopsida, Poales, Poaceae. The record is from RefSeq and is a predicted model, not a curated record.